Molecule: messenger RNA, 1128 nt
Organism: Encephalitozoon cuniculi GB-M1
Lineage: Eukaryota; Fungi; Microsporidia; Unikaryonidae
Exons: 1
Coding region: 1-1128 (375 amino acids)
Source: RefSeq, marked provisional
AUGAUUGGCUGGUUCGUGGAAAAUAGCCUCGGGCUAUUCCCACCUAUUCUGGAAAGGCGAUUGAAGAGAACGGAAAUAGGAAAGAGAACCCCAGCUCCCAGUGCAAAGGAGUGCUCUGUAUCAUACAUGCUCUCCAUUGUGCCCAGGACAGGAACACCCAGUCCUGCCACCUUGAUAGUGAAAGGAUAUCAAUGGAAUGGUGGGGUUAGGGCCAAAAUAAACUUCUCAACUGCCCUGGAUGCAGAAGACUGCUACGUGGUUAGGGAUGUACGAAAAACCAGAAUGACAACCUUCUCGUGCCAUGACAAGACGGUGCUUUAUAUGUUUAUUGUAGAUGCCAGCGGGAAAACCUGCAUGUAUUACACCCAGUUUAGAGGAUGCCAUUCCCUAAGAGAUCCAAAGACACCACUGUAUAGAGUUGAGCUAUUCCACAAAGACGGAUUCUACAAAAUAGACGAGGAGCCGUCUCACGAUCUGACACUCAAGUCCAUAGACAUCAGGAGCAGGCACCAAGGCCUUCUCCAUUGCUAUUGGGGCAUUCAGGAUGCGGAGGUGAAGCAAAGUAAGCAUCCUGUUAAUCUUGAGGUAGAAGGAGAAAAGUAUCGUAUACAUGGUUUUUGCUGCAUUUUCUGCAUUAGGGAGUUUGAAUCCAUCGGCUCUCUGACAUCCCACAUCAAUCGUAUGCAUUUUAGCUACAAAUGCAUCCAAAAUGGCGAGACUCUUCUUUUCAGAAAAGAAGAGGCUGGCUCCUUGCAGGCUGGCAAAACCCUGAUUUAUUUCUCUAAGAGGUAUACGAGGAAAAGACUGGGAGUUAGGGCAGUCCCAACAGUAGGGCAGGAACAUGAAAGCCCUGUCAAUGGAAUUUGGUCGAUAGAAAACCUCUCAAAUCUAAUCAACAGAGACAUCAGAACAAAUCCAGGCCUUUCAGAGCAUUCACUUGCCCUAAUGGAAAGAUGGAAUGUCCUUAGGCUCCACGGAAAUGCAUUGGGGGAUGACAUAGUCAGAUUCGCAAGGCAAGAGAAGAAUAACCCGUCGAUAGUGCACUUCCUUCUUGUUCUGUACCAUAAGUCUAUCGUGAAUCCAAAGGAGUUUAUCGAGCUCAUCUAUUCCUUACUUGAAGAGGCUUAG